Trichoderma reesei QM6a is the source of this 1566-nucleotide messenger RNA. RefSeq lists its product as uncharacterized. NCBI's taxonomy places the organism in Eukaryota, Fungi, Ascomycota, Sordariomycetes, Hypocreales, Hypocreaceae. The coding region runs from base 1 to 1566 and encodes 521 amino acids. The transcript has a single exon. The record is from RefSeq and is a predicted model, not a curated record.
AUGUUGAAAGACACUCGUAAGAACAUCCUUACGUGCGAGACCUGCAUCCCAGAGGUUGAAACUUUCCUCAAGGCCAUCGAGGCAAAGGUCAAGAGCCCCCGCGUGACCGGCCUGCCCGCUUUCAUCCGCAAACUCCGCAAAGAGCACGACCUCCUGAAACUUGUGGAAUCCGAGCUCGUGGACGAAAAGCAAGACGAACACGCACUGAGUCUGCUAAACCGAAAGCUUGUGGCUAGUGCCACCAUUGUACAACAUGCAGCCGUUCACUGGGACAUACUCAAGCGCUGCCGCUCCUUUCUCGUCAUUGACCAGACCUUUCAGGGGUCGGCCAAGGAAGACCGCAAGAAGCAGGUCUCUCAAGUUGCCGGCGAUGGGAGGGAGAAGCAGCGGGUGAACAGGACCCUCAAGGAGCAGGCCAAGGUGGAAGUCGACGUGGUCCAGGGAGGGAGGGAGUGGCUCGACAUUCGAUGGCUUCAGGCGGACAGGCUGGCACGGCAAAUGACCGACUGCGGCUGGGCAUGGGGCGACUACAGUCUUGGAGAUGUUGUCGAUCCAGAAGAGUGGGAGGACACGCCUCUUGCCAAGCAGGUAAAGAGGCUCGUUGCUGCGGCCAAGAUGAACCGGCACGAGUAUCGGAUACCUCGACUACGCAUCGUCUUUCCGAAUCUCAGCAGGGGGGAAAACGAAGAUGUGGAUGUCUUCUUAGAACAACUCUGUCGUAUCGACCCCUUAGUCGAUAUCGUUGUCGAAGAUGCCAGUAGCGAGUUCAUGCAGACACCACCCCCUCCCCUCCAAGAGGCCAUACACAACCUCCUCGGAAACGAAUUUGAUGGCCUGACAGACACCCUGAAUAUGGACCACACCAUCCUCGUCGACCUCAUCUCAGACAUUACCCACCUCCAGCUGCAACCCCAGCCAUGGCAAGCCCAAACAACGCGGCUGCAGAUCGAAGAAGAGAGACAACACGGCGGCGUCAUGGUCCGCGCGCUGUAUCCCAUCCUGCAGGGCCGUACCCUCGUCUGCACGCAGGAAGCAGCAGAACACUUUCACCAAGUCCUCGGCACCGUCGGCACCGCAACGGAAAGGGAGCGCGGGAGGCUCUUGGUGCCCUUUGGGGAUGUCGACACUCGCGAGAUGUCAACCGAGGAGAUUCGCAAACGCUUCGCACAGCUCUCCAUUCACGAGCUCCCUGAUGAUCUGCAACUUCCCAUCAAGAUACUGGAAGAGACAUGGACGAUGGACACGGUGACUCAGGCGGUAGCAGACGGACGGCUGCCCCAGGUUGCCCUCGACGUCGCCAAGUGCGGCGCUUUCAAGAGCUCCAAGCUGAGCAUCUACAUGUACGGCUGGGCCACGGGCAACAUCACCGUCACGUCGAACAAGGAAGUCCGCGGCCAGAUCCGCACAUGGGUCGAGUCUAACAGACGCCAUGACGAGGAACGCGGCCCGGCCAUCUGGCGCAUCGACGUGACGAGGAAUCUGUUGGCCAAGAGCGCCACGCCGCCGGCAACGGUCAAGACGGAGAAGAACAGCCUGAAUGGGGACACAACGAUGAGACAGAGAUGA